AUGGGACAAUCAAAGAUCAGCCUUAAAGAACUAGCUAGUGUUAAGCGAAAGAGAUAUGGCCCAAUUGGCCGAUGGGGUUUGACGUAUCGAAGCUUGAAAGCUGAGAAGUCUAAGGCGGAUCGAUACCAUAAGAAAGAAAAAGUGUCACACAUCACAGUCGAAGGUGUUUCUUCCGACGAUGAAGAGAUAGUCAACAGGAGUGAGGUUAACGUGGCAGAACUUAAGCCCGGACCUCCGUAUGUGUGUAAGUUUUUGAAGCCAUCAAAUGGAAAAAAUCUUGUCGAGCCAGAAAAAACAGAAAAAUACGUAGCUAAAACCUAUACAUUGGACGUGUCUAAGUGCGACGAAAUCUUUGAUCUAUUAGUAAAAGAUGGUCAAAUUAUCGUCCCCCGGGGUUUAAAAGACCCUCCCCUAGAACAAAAGAAGAAAGGGGGAUUCUGUAAAUUUCAUAAUUUCCUUGGUCAUAAAACUUACCAAUGUGUUCUUUUCAGGGAUUUGGUGCAGAAAGCUCUGAAAGAAGGAAGGCUCCAGUUUGGCGAAAGGCCAAAAAUGCAAGUGGAUUAUGACCCUCUGAAGCUGGAAGAAGCUUUGCACGUGGAGCCUCUCGAAUGCAUGGUGGUAGAGACUAUUGAUGGCCUCAUUGAGGUUUCCAAAGCAACCUCGUUAGCUUAA
Molecule: messenger RNA, 672 nt
Organism: Lathyrus oleraceus (garden pea)
Lineage: Eukaryota; Viridiplantae; Streptophyta; Magnoliopsida; Fabales; Fabaceae
Exons: 2
Coding region: 1-672 (223 amino acids)
Source: RefSeq, a predicted model, not a curated record